Molecule: messenger RNA, 3057 nt
Organism: Meira miltonrushii
Lineage: Eukaryota; Fungi; Basidiomycota; Exobasidiomycetes; Exobasidiales; Brachybasidiaceae
Product: nitrate reductase
Exons: 1
Coding region: 150-2987 (945 amino acids)
Molecular function (GO): molybdopterin cofactor binding; molybdenum ion binding; heme binding
Source: RefSeq, a predicted model, not a curated record
CAAACCUUGCCGAUUAAGGCUGAAGGCCACUUGCGCCUCUCAAUAAGGGGUAUGACAUAUUCUUUAUCGGUGUUUUUAUUUUAUGACAAUAGGAACAUUCCUCGCACUCUUUUUGAUCACCAUCAUCAUCCCCGCAAAAAACACAAAAGAUGUCAUCAUCAUUAGCCUCAUCUUCAAGAACAUCUUCUACACUUUCUUCGCCGCCUCAAUCUUCCGCUCCUACGACACCUAGUGAUCAUUUGAGCGACGAUGAAGGACAAUAUGAAGAACAGAAAAAUUUGAACAAAAGUAUAGAAAAAGCAUUAGCAAAUUAUUCUGGAGAAUCAACAGAUGAAUAUCAAUCUUAUUUACCUCAUGUACCAAAUGCAACAGGUGGUAAAUCAUUACAACCUCUGGCACUGGAUGCAGGUACGCCAGAUGCUUGGAUUGCACGGGAUGAACGUAUGGUUCGUUUGACGGGUAAACAUCCUUAUAAUGUCGAAGCACCAUUGACAGAUCUAUGGAAAGCCGGUUUCCUUACACCACAAUCUUUGUUUUACGUACGUUCUCACGGAGCAACACCUCAAGUAUCACAACAAGAAGGAAAAGAAUGGGCAGUACGAAUUCAUGGUUUAGUCAAAAGAGAAAUGUCUUUUACCAUUGAUGAUUUAAAGGAAAAAUUUGAAACUGUCACUUUACCUGUCACUUUGGUUUGUGCAGGAAACAGAAGAAAAGAACAAAAUAUGGUCACAAAAGGUCUUGGUUUCAAUUGGGGCGCUGCAGGUGUUUCAAAUGGAUUGUUCACAGGUGUUUAUUUGGCUGACGUAUUGGACUAUUGUCAGCCUAUCAAACCAAUCGGAGCAUUUCCUUAUGAUAGACAUGUUCCUGGUAGAGCACGACAUGUUAUCUUUGAAGGUGCAGAUGAACUACCAAAAGGCAAAUACGGAACAUCACAAAGAUUACAAUGGGCGCGCGAUCGAUCAAAAGGAAUGUUGUUGGCUUGGGGUUUGAACGGAGAGCCCCUUUCGCCCGAUCAUGGUUUCCCACUAAGACUUGUUGUACCUGGUCAAAUUGGAGGAAGGAUGGUAAAAUGGUUGAAUAGGAUCGAAGUAUCAGAUCAAGAAUCUCAGCAUUAUUUACAUUUCUGGGAUAACAAACUUUUACCUACUCAAGUUACAGCAGACGCUGCACGAAAAGAAGAACAUUGGUGGUAUGAUCCGAAAUAUAUUAUCAAUGACUUAAAUGUCAACGCAGCAAUUACUGUACCAGCACAUGAUCAAGAAAUCGAUUUCCACCAAGCAGAAAAGGAGAACGAUGGAAUGAUCAAGGUGGCCGGAUAUGCUUAUACAGGAGGUGGCAAACGUGUUCAUCGUGUUGAGAUUACAACUGACGAAGGGAAAUCAUGGCAGUUGGCUAAGCUGGAAUGGCCCGAAGAUCUGUACCGCAUCGAACCGAUCAAGAACCAUCCUUUCUUUGGUACUUUGGAUCUUACAGAAACAGAGAUGAGUUUCACAUGGUGUUUUUGGGAAGCACAAAUUCCAUGUGAUCAAAUCAAAAAUGCAUCUUCAAUCGCCGUUCGUGCAACGGAUGAAGGAUUAGCACAAAUGCCAAGAGAUAUGUAUUGGAAUGCAAUGUCAAUGAUGAACAAUUGGUGGUUCAGAGUUGCUAUUAAUGCAAAAAGCGAUCAAUUACGUUCUUUCGAACAUCCAACUUUGGCUGGUAAUGUUUCAGGUGGCUGGAUGCAAAGAUUGAACGAAGAAGGUCGUUCUUCUCGCUAUCCCAUCUUUGAGAAAGACUCACAAGCUGAAGUGGAAGAAGCCAGGCCUGUCGCAAAACCUCAAAAGGUGGACCAAGACGCCGUGAUGAGAGAUGCGAACAAGAUUGCCACGAUUGUCACAGCCGAACAACUGAAGGAGCACGCCAAUGAAACGAAUCCCUGGUUCGUGGUCAACGGACACGUAUUCGAUGGAACCGAAUUUUUGGCCAAACAUCCUGGUGGCGCAGACAGUAUCACACUUGUGGCAGGAGAAGAUGCAUCGGAAGAUUUCAUGGCGAUUCAUUCGAUCGAUGCGAAACAAAUGAUGCGUGAAUUCCACGUUGGUAAAUUAGCCGAAGGGGCACAAAUCAAAGAAGAACAAAGUGAGGAAGAAAAUAAAGAUGCACCAUUUUUACAUCCGAAACAAUGGAAGAAGAGUAUGUUACACUCCAAAACACAAAUUUCACAUGAUAGUUUCGUCUUUAGAUUUGCUUUGGACCGUGAAGACCAAAAUGUCGGCUUGCCAAUCGGACAACAUGUUUAUGUACGGGUACGCUCCAAGGUGGAUGAACAAACGGAAGAAGUUGAAACGAUUCAACGAGCUUAUACACCUUUUAGUGGAAAUGAAUUGGUGGGAUACUUGGACAUUCUUAUCAAAGUAUAUAUGCCAAAUUCUUCCUUCCCUAAAGGUGGUAAGAUGACAACUGCAUUACACAAAUUACGUGUGGGAGAGGAUCACGUCGAAUUGAAAGGUCCUUUAGGUCAUUUUACCUACGAGCCUGGAAGUAUGAUGCGUGUUCACAAACAUUCUCGAUUGAUCAAGAAUGUUGCAAUGAUUGCAGGCGGCAGUGGAAUAACACCAAUUUGGUCAACUCUAAAAGGUUUAAUCGAUGAUCCAAAAGCAACGGAAACGAAUAUUUGGAUAAUUGAUUGUAAUCGAGCAGAAGAAGAUAUUUUAGCGAGACGACAAUUGGAUCAACUUGUAGAAAGAGCAUCAGGAAGAAUUAAACUUUGGCAUAUCUUAAGUGCGAAAGAUUUACCCGAUUCAUGGUCGAUGGGACGUGGUAGAAUUUCAUCAGAUUGUUUACAAAAACAUCUACCUCCCGCACCUCAACCUAUCAAUGAUAAAGAUGGGAACCCGAUCGAAGAUACAAUUGCUCUAUUUUGUGGGCCUCCACCAAUGGAAGAAGCUGUUUUACGGCUUAUGCGAGAGUUGGGAUGGGAUACAGAACGUAGCGUUGUAAGAUUUUAAUCUUUUUUUGAGUACAUACAGGUAGUAAGCCUUUGUUUAAGAUGUAUAUAAUAUUUAUGAAAUUGUAUUG